Molecule: messenger RNA, 3743 nt
Organism: Cyclopterus lumpus (lumpfish)
Lineage: Eukaryota; Metazoa; Chordata; Actinopteri; Perciformes; Cyclopteridae
Gene: paxbp1
Product: PAX3 and PAX7 binding protein 1
Exons: 18
Coding region: 261-3047 (928 amino acids)
Biological process (GO): mRNA splicing, via spliceosome; positive regulation of transcription by RNA polymerase II
Cellular component (GO): nucleus
Molecular function (GO): DNA binding
Source: RefSeq, a predicted model, not a curated record
GAUUUCGUUAUUAGUAAUUCAUUCUUGCAACACGGCUGUGAGGCGCGUCCGUACCACUUCUGAACAAUUGAGGGCAGUGUUAUGCCCACGGUGCAUGUGCUCGGCUUCACAAUUGGACGACAAAGAAGAAACUCACUUAUCUGACAGAAAAUGGCUGACUCGCAGUGUGGGGAUAGUUUCCUUCUGCUCGGAGCACAUUUUUAAAAAGGCGCCUCCUACGUUAGACCAUGCGCCGUUGUAUUUAAACAAGAGACAACACCAUGUUUAAAAAGGCGAAACGCGCUAACUUUCGACGGCGGAAUGAGUCCGACGAGGACGACCAGGAGGAGGGUCGGCAGCCCGCAGCGGCGCCGACGUCGUCGUCGUCUGGGCCUGUCGCGGAGGAAAUCCCGUUCAUGGAGACCAUAAGUGUCGGCGCUGCCGGAGCACCCGGCGGCGCGGAUACCUUCCAAAGCAACGGGGUUCAGGCCACCGUCUACGGCGGAAGAGCUGUCAAGAAGGAGAAGAAAGUCAAGGACAUUGCUGUUGUUACUGUCCCGGUGGCGGGACCCACGAAAGCCAGUUUGCUGAGUUUCGACGAUGAUGAAGAAGGAUCCGAAGUUUUCCGAGUGAAGAAAUCCAAUCACAGCAAGAAGAUUGUCAAGCAGCUGAAGAAAGAAUACAAGGAUGACCUGGAGAAGUCUGGAGUCAAACAUGAAUUCAGAUCAGAUGCACCACCUCAGCUUGCGGUUUCCAUCAAAGAAGAAGUUACCUGCAGAGCGGGUAGUGAACAGGGGGAGGAAGAAAUGGAGGUGGACAGUACCGAUGAGCAGGAGGAACAGGCGAAGAGUCAAGGUGGCCAGGCACAAGGUCAAGUCUCCAAGAGCAACAACACUGGAUCAUCGUUCAACACGCUUUCCUCUCUCGUCAGCCUGAGACCAGGGGAGAUCCCCGAUGCGGCAUUCAUCCAUGCUGCCAGAAAGCGCAGGCAACUGGCUAGAGAGCUGGGGGGUGAAGCCCCUCUUGUAGAGACAGAGACUCCAAAGAAACGCAUGGUAAGGGAAGAAGACCAAGAUGCCAGUGACGAUGAAGACGAGGAUGAGAAGAGGAUCCGCUUCAGCGGAGUCAAGAACAAAAGCCAGAGACAAAAGAUUGCUGAGGAGAUAGGUAUUGAGGGCAGUGAUGACGAGGCACUGGAUACAGGUCAGGAUCAGGAUGAGGAGGUGAGACGUUGGGAGCAGGAGCAGAUUAGGAAAGGAAUCAGCAUACCCCAGGUCCUAAGCAGCCAGCCAGAGGACAACACAGUCUACUACCAGAACAGCUAUGAGAGCCAACCUUAUGGCUCUGCCUACGGCAUGGCUUUCACCUACAGUACUGUGGCCCCGCAGACUGCCAAGCUAACCGGCCGAGCAGACAAUGGCUCUGUUCACUACGGGAUGCCUAUUAGUGAACUAACACCAAUAUCCAUUGAUCUGGUAAAGAAACGCCUGCAGGAUAGGCUCAGCCAAAUGCGCGCAGGCCACAACGCAAACGCCAGCCGCAACAAACAGAUCGAAGAAGACCUAGCUGCCUCCGAGAGCGCCAUACAGCAGCUGGAGGGCUCGUCCAAUGACAAUGCAGAUCAAUAUAAAUUCUUGCAAGAGAUGCGAGGGUAUGUUGGAGACUUGCUUGAGUGUUUCAGUGAAAAGGUGCCUGCUGUCCUGGAGCUGGAGGCUGCCAUGCACCAGUUACUAAGGCAACGUGCCUCACGACUUGUCCAGAGAAGACAGGAUGAUAUUAAAGAUGAAUCGUCGGAGUUUGCAAGCCUUUCAAGUAAAGCUGUCAUGGCUCCUAAUCUGGACUCGUUUGGUCGUGACCGCGCAGCUUACCAAGAGAACAGUCGUCAGAGGAGGAUAGCAGAAAGAGAAGCACGACGAACUCGCCGGCGACAAGCUAGAGAGCAGAAUGGAAAGAGGGCUGAGCAUAAAGAAGGCUUAUCCUCGGAUGAUGAGGAGACCUCAACUGACAUCACCAGCUUCAACAUGGAGAGAGAUCGUAUCAUCAGGGAAUGUAAGAAAGUAUUUGAUGACGUGGUGGAGGACUUUCAUUCUCUUGACUGCAUCAAAUCCCAUUUUGAAGUGUGGAGGAGAGAAUACGCCGACUGCUACAGAGACGCUUACAUAGGCCUCUGUCUGCCCAAACUCUUUAACCCGUUAGUCCGUCUGCAGCUGAUUACAUGGAACCCUCUUGAGACUCAGUGUGCAAAUUUCGAGUACAUGCUCUGGUUUGAGUCACUGUUGUUCUACGGCUUCGAGGAGCACAGCGUGUUGCAGAGAGGGGAUGGGGAUAUCAGCUUGCUGCCUGCUAUUGUGGAGAAGGUCAUCCUCUCCAAACUGACAGCGUUGGCAGAGCAAGUGUGGGACCCGCUGUCAAACAGUCAAACAGCCGGGCUGGUGGGCUUCAUUCACAGACUAAUGAAAGGUUAUCCCACUGUGCUACAUGGGGACAACAGAUACACACAGGAGCUUUUGAAAACUAUUGUCUUCAGGACCAGACGGACUCUGGAUGAAGAUGUCUUCCUUCCACUCUACCCCAAAAGUGUGUUGGAGAACAAGAACGGCGGCCCCUACUUAUUCUACCAGAGGCAGUUCUGGUCCUGUGUUAAGCUACUGGGCAACAUCCUCCAGUGGGAAGGAAUCUUCUCCAGUUCUUGUUUGAAGGAUCUGGCACUGGACAGCACUGUGAAUAGAUACAUCCUCUCUGCACUGCAGACCACGGACACUGGAGCGGACAAUGUCCCAAAGUGCCAGAAGGUGGUGGAGUGUCUGCCAGUGCAGUGGUUCUCUGGACUGAAGGGCCAGCACACGUUGCCUCAGCUGGAGCCAUUCUGUCGCUACCUCACCCACAUGGCCAACUCAUUGUACCGCAGCAGUUUGGGCGGGUCUGAUGUAGAUCGACGCACUGCCAAGGACCAAGUCAAAGAGGUUGUGAAGAUGUUGGGCCACAUGAAUGCCCUGGACCACAUCCUCGCAGUGGCAGCAGAGCAUGGCAUUAAAGACAUCAAGCCUCUUUUGGAAGCCAAGUCGUAGAGGAGGACAUGGCAAUAGCAACUUUUCAUACAUCUUUUGUCGUGUACAGCACAUUGAAGCCAUGGGAACACUAAAGUUGGAUUGCUGGAGAGAGAGAGAGAGAACUGCAUAAAUGGAUUUGAAAUAAAAUGUUACUGUUGCUACCUUGCCUGGAAAGAGAAGGGUAAAAGACCUUGGUGUAAAUAUUGUGAAUAAUGUAUAGAAAGGUGUGCUCAUAUGCUCAACACAAGACUGAUGCUGAAAUAAGGCCUUGUAUCGUCGGCUCAAAAGACCCUUCAGUUGUUCAUGCUGGCAAUAUUUUAAAUGCAUAAUUUAUUCAGAAUAAACAAUUGUUGAUAUGGCUAACUGACACAUGUUUGGGAAAUGUCUGCUCUCUAAAUUGACACCAUAGUUAACCUGGCUAUCUGUAAAAACUGCUUUACCACCAUUCUCUCACAUACUCUACUUUUAUGUGCCAAAUUAACUUUCUAGUUGCCCAAAAGGUAGAUAUGCUCCCUGGCAUGAACUGAGAACCACCUGGUCUCCCGGUACUCUGAGACAGUUGAUAUGGUUUUUGUUCUUUCACCGCCACUUUCCCCAUCUGUGUCACCUAUGGACUUCCCAGAUGACCCCGACCACAGCUGAGCGCUUUGUAUUGAAUUUUGUAAAACAAUUUUGUGUUAAUAUUUUAUUUGCCUGUGAAUAAAAUAUUCAUUU